This is a messenger RNA of Cannabis sativa, 1199 nucleotides long. RefSeq lists its product as uncharacterized. The record is from RefSeq and is a predicted model, not a curated record. The transcript has 3 exons. NCBI's taxonomy places the organism in Eukaryota, Viridiplantae, Streptophyta, Magnoliopsida, Rosales, Cannabaceae. Bases 525 to 986 code for a protein of 153 amino acids.
UGUUCGAUUAAUGCAUUUCGAAGCUCAAUGUGAGCAUCUUUAUCUUUAAUUUUUCUAUGUCUGGCAAGAAAUUCUUGAAACCGAGCAUUAUCAUCUUCUACCAUCUCAACUUCUGGACUUGGCACUUCGACACGCUCUUCAAUUGGUGCAUUUAGAUCACGUUCAUUUUCUAUUAUCAUAUUAUGCAUAAUAAUACAUGAAGUCAUUAUAUCAUGUAAAACCGUUUUAUUCCAAAGACGUGCCGGUCCAGCAAUAAUUGCAAAUCUAGAUUGCAAUACUCCAAAUGUACGUUCAACAUCUUUUCUACAUGCUUCUUGUUUCAUUGCAAAUAGUUUUUUUUUUUGGACCACGUGGAUCAUGGAUAGUUUGAACAAGAGUGGACCAUUUUGGAUAUAUACCAUCGGCUAAAUAAUAACCCAUAUUGUAUUCUUUUCCUUUAAUAACAUAAUUAGCGGGUGGAGCAAUACCACAAAGAUGGAAAAUUUAGUAAUAAACCUUGCCCAGUAAGAUCUUUGCAAACUCGAAUGUCUACUAUUAAUAGUGCAGUUGCAAAAUUAAGGGGAUGUAUCAACCAAAUUGAAAAUAAAAAUCCAAGUGGUGCUUCAGCAGAAGACAUUUUAAUUCAAGCGAAGAUGUUAUUAGCCCAAGAUAAAAAGUACGAUAAAGGCUUUAAAUUUGAUCAUGUGUGGCACAUCCUCAAAGGUAUUCAAAAGUUUUCAAAUGAUGAAAACAUCAAUGCACCACGUAGAUUCCAACACGAAGGUCCUAGUUUCACUUCAUCGAAAUCAUCAUCUCACAAUUUUGAGUCUCCAACAUCGGCAUCCACUGAGUUUCAUAAGUACAUUCAAAGUGAAAAAAGACGAAUUUACAAAGAAAGGGCACAAACAUCCGAAGUUGGAGAACAAGGAGAAGGAUCUCAAUAUGAGGGAUCUCAAUAUCAGGGGAUAUCCAAAUCAGGGAUCUCAAUAUCAGGGAUCACAAUAUGAGGGGUCACAAUAUCGAGCAUCUCAAGAUUCGGGACAUGGCGUUGAGGAUGAAGAUCAACGAUCUCAAGAUCAAGGUGAAAGAGCUGAAAAUGACUCACAAGUUUAUAGUCCGUAUUAUGACUAUCUUGGCGGAUCAAGAAAUAAUCUUCCACAUUAUUAAAUUGUUGUAUCUCAUUUUGUCUUUGAAGGUUCGUAUCUGUGUUAUUACUUUUC